GUCUUUCCAAUUCGUUUGUGCAACUCCUUCAAAGUGAGUAGUUAGAAGUAGCCACACUCGGUUACUUAGCCUAGAAAAAAGCCUAAAAAACCCAUAAAAAGUUUAAAAGCUAAAACCUACUUUUAAAAAUCUUCAAAAUUUUGAAAAAACUGUUUGUCAAAAAGUUCAAGUGAUGGCUCGUGAAAUGGCAAUGAACAACCAACCCAGCUACCCUAUCGCCUCCCUGUAUGUGGGUGACCUUCACAAUGAGAUCACUGAGGCUCUGCUCUUCGAGAGAUUUAGUCAAGCAGGUCCCGUGCUCUCUAUCCGUGUGUGUCGUGAUGUGGUGACAAGGAGGUCUCUUGGUUAUGCCUACGUCAACUUCCAACAGCCUGCCGAUGCUGAGCGUGCUCUGGACACCAUGAACUUUGAUGUUCUGAGAGGUCGCCCAAUGCGUAUCAUGUGGAGUCAGCGUGAUCCAUCUCUACGCCGCUCUGGUGUAGGUAACAUCUUCAUCAAGAACCUGGACAAGUCCAUUGACAACAAGGCUCUGUAUGAUACCUUCAGUACCUUUGGUAACAUCCUCUCUUGCAAGGUGGUCCUGAAUGAAGAGGGAAACUCUCGAGGGUUUGGAUUUGUGCACUUUGAGACACAGGAAUCUGCUGACAUGGCUAUAGAGAAGGUCAACGGCAUGUUGCUCAACGACAAGAAAGUAUUUGUGGGGCUGUUUGUGGCACGCAAGGAUCGCAUCUCUGACCAAGGGAGAGAGCAAGUCUUCACAAACGUCUUUGUCAAGAACUUUGGCGAGGACUUCACUGAUGACCAACUGCACGAGCUCUUCUCUCAGUUUGGUAAUGUUGUGAGCCAUGUUGUCAUGAGGGACCAUAUCUCUGGCAAAGGAAAGGGCUUUGGAUUUGUAUCUUUCGAGACCCACGAAAUGGCUCUCAAGAGUGUGGAAGUGCUCAACAACUCUGAGAUCAAUGGACGGCUCAUGUUUUGUGGCCGUGCCCAGAAGAGGAAGGAGAGACAGAUGGAGCUGCAGAGGAAACACGAGGCUGAGAAAAUGGAGCGUUUCACCAAGUACCAGGGGGUGAACCUGUACGUGAAGAACCUUGAAGAUGAGGUUACUGAUGAGAGACUACGUGAAGAGUUUGCCAAGUUUGGGAACAUCACGAGUGCAAAGGUUAUGAGGAACGAGGCGAGCAUCUCCAAGGGCUUUGGGUUUGUGUGUUUCUCAUCUCCAGAGGAGGCAACAAAGGCUGUGACAGAGAUGAAUGGACGUAUCAUAGUCUCUAAGCCUCUGUACGUGGCAUUGGCCCAACGCAGGGAAGAGAGGCAAGCACAUCUGGCACAACUGAGAAUGCAGAGAAUGUCCAACAGAAUGCCUCAGAGCCAGAUGCAGAUGUUCCCCCAGUUCUAUAUGCCCCAGACCCAGAGAGCUGCUUUCUUCCCCUCAAUGUCAACGUUCCGUCCAUGGCAGGGAGGCCCUGUCCAUCGCCCGUACGGAGGUGGCUACAUGCAGCACGGAGGAGGUGGUCAGCGUCACCGCUCUCUUGCCCCUCGAGGAGGACAGAUGGGAGGCAUGAACCGUGCCAACAAUCCUCAGAGGGGAGGGAUGGGCCAACGUGGAGGAAUGCAACAACAACCUCAGCAGUCAUCAGCUCUACCUAACCAACAGCCCCAUAGCAUGAAGUUCAACCAAUCUGUACGUAACCCUCCUGCUGGGUCUCAAGUCACAAUGCCUACAGGAGCUCCCACUGUUACCAACCAGGCGAGUGGAGCCACCCUCAACACAGCAGGCAACAAAGGUUUUGUGGCACAGCUGACUCAGGCUGAACCCAAUCAACAGAAGCAGCUCAUCGGGGAGCAACUCUACCGUGCCAUCUACAACACUUAUCCUGAGUAUGCUGGAAAGAUAACAGGAAUGCUGUUGGAGAUGGACAACUCUGAGCUGCUGCACAUGUUGGAGGUGGCUGACAGUCUCAAGGCUAAAGUGGAGGAGGCCAUGACAGUGCUGAGGGAGCAUCAGGACACACCCACCAUGCCCUCGGCUGUGGGGGUUCCCCUGCCCACCGAGAGCUAGGCUGCUACUAUGAGCUAUGAACUAAGAACUAAAACUCUGAUUGAACUCUGAUAUUAUGUAUAUUACGCUUGAUGUGAUUGCACUAAAAAAGAAGCUAUUAAGUUUCACAA
Halichondria panicea is the source of this 2172-nucleotide messenger RNA. RefSeq names its product polyadenylate-binding protein 4-like. Gene Ontology annotation, molecular function: poly(U) RNA binding; mRNA 3'-UTR binding; poly(A) binding. The transcript is spliced from 10 exons. Gene Ontology annotation, cellular component: ribonucleoprotein complex; cytosol; nucleus. The coding region runs from base 173 to 2062 and encodes 629 amino acids. The record is from RefSeq and is a predicted model, not a curated record. NCBI's taxonomy places the organism in Eukaryota, Metazoa, Porifera, Demospongiae, Suberitida, Halichondriidae.